CAUCUCUCUUUCCAUGAAGGCAAACCAUGAAGAAUCUCAAUUUCGACGCAGACAAAGUUCUCGCGAAGGAGUUCCUCACAAACUUCACAGACGUCAACGGCGAGUUGAAACACAUGAACAUCCUUUACAAGGACAAGGAUGAAGAGUUUUUCAAGCAGAUUACUGAAAAUACUCACAGAUAUACAGGAAUUUUCGCUUCAGCAGUUGAUGAGUUGUUGCCAGCACCCGCUGAGGACAUUUCGGAUGAUAUUCCCAUACUGAUGACGCAAAGGGCAGACAAUGGAAAUGGAAUUGGAAAUGCGGAUGCUACUAAUCCACUUAAGAAGAUGCCUCCAGAGAUUAAGCUUACUAGAAUUAGCAACGUGAAUGUUAAGUAUCAAUUACCAAAUGAAGAUCUUGAUGCGUUGAUCUCUGUAACUACCGACGAGGAUCUAGAAAACAUGAUGGAUGAAUACGAUCGGUUGGCGCAGAAUCAGAAUCGAGGUCAGCCCAGCUCCAGUUGUUUCUGUUCUCUAAAGGGGACGAUUCACGAAACAGUAGCAUCAGCUUGCGAACCCAGGCUCUUGGGUUCGCCUGGAGGUAAAAGAAAAAAAAAGAAAAAAAAAGGCUGGAGGAAGGAGAAGCCGGGGAAGAAGACGAGGGUAUAUCAGUAAUUAAAAGUAAAAAAUUUACCAUGUC
Rubroshorea leprosula is the source of this 678-nucleotide messenger RNA. The record is from the annotation of a GenBank genome assembly. NCBI's taxonomy places the organism in Eukaryota, Viridiplantae, Streptophyta, Magnoliopsida, Malvales, Dipterocarpaceae.